CUGUCAACAACAAAACGCGCGCGUUGCCGGCAACCGUCGAGAUAUCCAAUUAUUAGCUUAAUUGCAAUUAAUAUUCAUAGAGCUAAACUAAAUUAUUGUCAAACAGCCGAUGGUUUGUCAUCUCUGACUGGAAUCAUGUCUGCCAGCUCCUCCAGCAACGCCUGCAAACUUGUGCUCCUCGGCCGCUGUCUGCGCGCAGUGCUUCUCAGCGUGGCCAUUCAGUUCCUGCUGCUCACCGUGUUCCUGCUGUCGGUGAACUUCCAGCUGCUGCAUCCGCUCUCCUGGGUGACGGGCACCCUGCGCCUGGUGGCCAGCUGGUACACCUGGUUCGCCAGCAUCCCGCUGGUAGCCUCCGUCGUCCUGUACGGCGUCUCCCUGUGCCAGCAGCACCUGUCGGAGCGUCCAUACUGUCCCACCCGGUACCGCUGGCUCAUCCACUACGGUCCCCGCAAGCUGCUUCUCCUGGGCGCCCAUCUCCUGGUCGGAUUCCUCACCGCCUGGCUCUACACGGGCUAUCUCCACACGGACUAUCAGCAUCUGCGUUACAAGUGCUAUGGCCAGGAGUGCAUCAGUGCCUACCAUGUCUAUCUGCUGGGAAUGGGCACAGCCGCCGGCUGCUACUACUUUGUGUCCGUGCACAUGCGCCAGGAGGUCUCAAUCGAAUUCCCCAUCGUGGAACAAUCACGUGGCGAAAAGAUGCGUGAACUACUGCCCGCCAGCUUGUCCCGAUCCCUGGUCAGAUCACUGCUCCCCACUCUCAGCUACACCCUCGCCUUUUGGCUUUUUGGACCCCUGAUGUGCCACAAACUCAGUCACAUCCUCUCUGUGGACCUGGACGAGCGGCUGGAGGGUUUCUUCGGAGUUGCCACCAAUGUGCGCCUGCUUUUCUAUGGAUAUCUCCUUACUGUCCAGAUUCUGAGCAACAUGCACCUCAUGCGCUGCUUCUACGGCAUGCUGCUCUCCGAGGAUCUGCCUUUGGUGGUGUCCAAACAGCGAGCGGCCUUUGCCCACGAACAAGAGGUGACUAUCGUCGCUGGACUCGGAGUCUGCAACGUUUAUGUAGUACAGUGCCUGGCAGCCAACUAUUUCUACAAGCUGGCUUUGCGAAAGGAUUCGCCACAGCGAGCGGAGAUUUUCCAGCUUACGGAGCCGGGAAACCGUCCAGCAAAUUGGCGCGCCCUCUGCGACCAGUGUGUGAGCAUUCUGGGCAGCUUUACUGAGGAACUUACCGAGUCCAUGCAGAAGAUCAGCGUGCUCAAGGGCGCCCAGAGCCUGCCAAUGCCCAAGAUCAGCGAAUCCACCAGCGCCAGUUUAAUGGCCGAGAAGCUGCUGCUGCGACAGUACAACCAGAUGCACGGCAUACGACCCAUUGUGUCGCCAGGGCGCGAGGAUGCAGUGGAUCGACCGGCGGAUGGCAUUCGCCAUGUGCCCAACUGGUGUGAGCGCGUCUCCAAGCAGUUGGAGCAAUCCGUGCAGCGUUUGGUUCAACGAGUGCCCGGCAUUGUGUACCUCUUCACGGAACCCGAGGGCGCCAAGACCACGUUCCUGCUAGCCAACUCGCUGCCAGUGGUGUACUUGACGCAGGCUCUGGCCCAGAUUUGCGUGGCCUCGCUCAAAGAGGAUCCGUAUGGGGUGGUGCAGAACGAUCUAGCGGCCGUUAUCAAGGCGAUAAACAAGCUACGAAAUGAGUUGGAUAAGCUGAGCAGCGUGAUAGGCAACCUGAAAGCGCCCAGCUCCAACUUCAAUGUUCUCCGAUGCGCUGUGCGCCGAAGUCUGUAUGCCAUCUGCAGCUCCUUCUGCGACUACCUCGGCGAUCUUCUGCCGCCCGGCGAGGAGUUGCACCAGCUGCAGGCCCUUGUCUGCCAGGAGUAGAACCCAUCCAUCACUUUAAACACUCAUCUUGUACACUGUUUUUCAUCAUUCUUUAGUUGUUGUCUGCGGUAACAAUAAAAAUUAAUAAAUAUAA
Drosophila elegans is the source of this 1966-nucleotide messenger RNA. It is a transcript of the gene Ndc1, whose product is annotated as nucleoporin Ndc1. Gene Ontology annotation, cellular component: nuclear pore transmembrane ring. Bases 136 to 1872 code for a protein of 578 amino acids. The transcript has 2 exons. NCBI's taxonomy places the organism in Eukaryota, Metazoa, Arthropoda, Insecta, Diptera, Drosophilidae. Gene Ontology annotation, biological process: nuclear pore organization. The record is from RefSeq and is a predicted model, not a curated record. Gene Ontology annotation, molecular function: protein-macromolecule adaptor activity.